Molecule: messenger RNA, 3730 nt
Organism: Rhinolophus ferrumequinum (greater horseshoe bat)
Lineage: Eukaryota; Metazoa; Chordata; Mammalia; Chiroptera; Rhinolophidae
Gene: SHPK
Product: sedoheptulokinase
Exons: 7
Coding region: 152-1594 (480 amino acids)
Biological process (GO): cellular response to lipopolysaccharide; carbohydrate metabolic process
Cellular component (GO): cytosol
Molecular function (GO): sedoheptulokinase activity
Source: RefSeq, a predicted model, not a curated record
CUCCGCUUUCCUCGGCCAAUGGGAAGACGAACAGCUUCACGUUGAGUGUGGCUGGAGGAUUGGCAGGCGAGGCCCCGCCUCGGCGCCUCGGUCCCUGGUGAAGUGUGCGGGAGGGGGCGCCUCCGAGGCGACGAGAGCUACGCCGUUCCCUAUGGCCAUGGCUACACCGUCGGUCACUCUCGGCAUCGACCUGGGCACCACAUCUGUGAAGGCGGCGGUGGUGGAGGCGGCGCCCGGCCACCCAUCGGGGUUCGUGGUACUGGCCAGCUGUGUCCGGGCUACGCGGGCCGAGGCGGCGGCCCAGAGCGCGGCGACUGCGCCCCAGGCGCAGGAACAGGAUGUGAGUAGAAUCAUCCAAGCCCUAAACGAAUGCCUUGCUGCCCUUCCCCAGCAGGCGCUCCGGAAAGUCUGUGGCAUCGGAGUGUCAGGACAGAUGCAUGGAGUCAUGUUUUGGAAAACAGGCCAAGGCUGUGAAUGGACAGAGCGAGGGGCCGCCCAUGUAUUCCAGCCCGGAGCUGUGAGCCAACUGGUCACAUGGCAGGAUGGCCGGUGUAGCAGUGAGUUCCUGGCUUCUCUGCCCCAGCCAGAGUCCCAUCUCAGUGUGGCCACCGGAUUUGGCUGUGCAACCAUCUUCUGGCUUUUGAAAAACAGCCCAGAGUUCCUGAAGUCGUACGAUGCAGCUGGCACCAUCCACGAUUACGUGGUUGCCAUGCUGUGUGGCUUGCCCAGACCCCUGAUGUCUGACCAGAAUGCGGCUAGCUGGGGAUAUUUCAACACCCGGAGCCAAACCUGGAACGUGGAGAUAUUGAGGGCCUCGGGCUUUCCUGUCCACCUGCUCCCGGAUGUUGCCCAGCCUGCCAGUGUGGCAGGCAGGACUUCCCAGGCGUGGUUUGAAAUCCCACAGGGGACACAGGUGGGCGUGGCCUUGGGUGAUUUACAGGCCUCUGUCUAUUCCUGUAUGGCCCAAAGGACAGAUGCAGUUCUCAACAUGAGCACUUCGGUUCAGCUGGUGGCCGCCAUGCCUUCAGGAUUCCAGCCGGCACAGACUCCAGACCCUGCGGCCCCAGUUGCCUACUUCCCAUACUUUGACAGGACCUACCUGGCAGUGGCAGCGUCACUCAAUGGGGGCAAUGUGCUCGCCACGUUCGUUCACAUGCUGAUCCAGUGGAUGGCGGAUCUAGGCCUGGAGAUUGAAGAGUCCACUGUGUACUCACGCAUGAUCCAGGCGGCUGCACAGCAGAGAGACACCUGCCUAACCAUCACUCCAACAGUGCUGGGCGAGAGGCACCUGCCAGAUCAGCUGGCCUCAGUGACCAGAAUCUCCUCCUCUGACCUCUCCCUGGGGCAUGUGACCCGGGCCCUGUGCCGCGGCAUCGUUCAGAACCUGCAUUCCAUGCUUCCGUUUCAGCAGCUCAAAGAGUGGGGCGUGGAGCGCAUGGUCGGCAGUGGGAGCGCGCUGUCCAGGAACGAGGUGCUGAAGCAGGAAGUGCAGAGGGCUUUCCCUUUCCCAGUGUCCUUUGGGCAGGAUGUGGACGCAGCUGUGGGGGCAGCGCUGGUCAUGUUCCAGAGAAACCUCAACCCGAAGGAGCCUUAGUCAGCACACUCUAUGGCCAAAGUACUGUUGCAGAUUUUAUCUGAUUAACAUUCCUGACGUGAUCUUGGGGUCAUCCUUUUUCUGGACAGCUCGGCGGGCAGUUUUUAAACAAUGCUUCUUCUCAGGCACCAUCUUGACCAAGAACCUUCCCUCAGGGCACAUGGUAAUAAUAUAGCCAGGAGUCAUCAACCAGAUCCCAAAUCAGUGCCUUCUGAAAGAGACUCUCCUGGGAGCUGGUUGCAAAGGUAAACGUGGAAACAAGAAAGAGAGAAAAGGAACAGUAGCCCGGCAUCCUGGUCAGCAGGCUCACCUGUGAUUCACCUGCAGACAAAGAGAAAAUAAAUGUGGACUUCAGGCACCAAAAAAUCUGGUGGCUCCAAGUAAGAAGAGUGGGCUCCAUGUAAGAAAAGAAGACGCUUCCCACCCCACACCCCACCUCCAGCUUUUGGAUUGAUUGUUUUUAGGGACGUGAAGCCCAGACUUGCGUCAUAUGUGCUGUUGGAAAAUUCCUUCCCUAGUGGAUUGUACCACACGAGCCCUUCCUGAUCUCAUUCUCCCCUGGACACAGCUGGUUAGCUGGGGUGGGGGAAGCCCAAGGACAGUGAGGCAGGCUGGCUGAGAUGAAGAUACAGCAGUCUGUACUGGCCUUCUCGCCACGUACUUCCCCUCAAGGACAGCCUGUGCCCCAGAUCCUCACAACACAACUGGCUUGAAGACAUGGAACAGGGAAGGAAAGGUGGAUGGCAUGACCAGCAAGGGGGAUGGAUGCGGCAUGGCCACCACCACUCGGGCACGUUGUUCCCAAGAGUCUAACCAGGCACGAGCAGGACCCUUUUCCAGGAUUGGGUCUAUGCAACAGUGGGUUUUGCCCUUGCACAACCCUGGAAUCUUGCCAAGCUGAGGGAUGCAUCCAGACAUUCUCCUGCUAGAGGGGGUGGUCAGUUUAAUGAGAGAGGACCUAGCUCUUCUUUCUUUUGGUGUGGCCUUGCUGGCCCACCAUGUGUUUCUGUCGUGCAGGACAUCCCACGGAGGCAGCAUGCCUGCAGGAACCCCUGCAGGGAUCGCUCCGUGGUCAGGAGGAUGACUGCUAUGGCUUCCAGGACAGGGCCACCAUUGCUGCAUCUACUUCCAGACUCCCAAGGGCGAUCCCAGCCUCAGGCAGACUCUGAGGCACCCAGGCAACUUUGUGUUUGAGAAAUAGUCAUGUCGUCUCUUUGUAAGCGUCACUUUAUGAAUUCCAUGAUUGUCUGAAACUCUUAGAUGAAUCUGUCUGACAGUGCCGAUUGAAUUUCGUAUUCUAAAGCUCAUUCUUUCAGAACCUUUUCCCUUUAAUAAAAGACACCUGUCUGGUUUGGGAAGACUGUGAGUUACAUCAGAGCCGUAGAGCUGGGUGCGGGAGGUUGGACCUGAUAGCCCUGAGGAAUCAUUUGUAGGUUCUCCUGUAGAAAGAACCUGUUUGCACCAGAGUGGCUGCAGAUCACUCAGGAAAGCCGUGUAAUUUUUCUCUCAGCCAGAAUGAGUUAAGACGCCAUCCUUUUUGAGACCCUGAAGAAGGCUUCUGAGAGAGAAGGCACCAAGGGAAAGGUCAAAGGAUAACAGCCGUGUCCGUCAGGAGGAACUGGCCCUCUGACUUGCAUUUUCAGGGUGUGUGGAUGGAAUCUGUAAUUAUAAAAUUAGGAACUAGAUGGGUGUCCGACAAGCCCAGGCAGCCCAGCCCAGUGCUCAGCGCGCAGCCCCUUUUCCUGAGUCCACUCUACCUCUGAGGACUAAGCCUUGCACGUUCUGAGCUUGUCAGCUAACAGUGCUGCUGCCGUUUCUAUUGCAUGUGGCCUGGAGCCUCUGCAGAGGAGUUGAGAACAGCUGCCAGGGCCUCGUUUUUCCAGCCUGAAGUCAGAAACCACUACUGCUUCUGCUUUCAUUCCCGGGAGAUACCAGGGAGUGUUUGAGACCAGCAUGGUCCUCAGGUGAGGAGCUGGGCUUUUACAAGUAUGGCUGCUGGCAACGUCCUGAUCUUGGAAGCAAAUGGUAGCCUCGCACCUGAUUUCCCACCUGAUUUGCUUCGGCCAGUAAAAUGUGAACUUUAGAAGUGUGUCACUUUACUAACAAUUGUCACCCCAAUAAACUUCAAUUGAAAAA